Molecule: messenger RNA, 555 nt
Organism: Panthera uncia (snow leopard)
Lineage: Eukaryota; Metazoa; Chordata; Mammalia; Carnivora; Felidae
Gene: SHISAL2B
Product: shisa like 2B
Exons: 3
Coding region: 1-486 (161 amino acids)
Source: RefSeq, a predicted model, not a curated record
AUGAGCGAGGCAAGCCGGGUGUGCUCGGGCUACUACAGCCUCAACCACAGCUUCGUGGAGCCCUUCGAGUGUCCCCGGAGCGGCGAGGGGGCCGCCCUCCUCUACUGCUGCGGCUUCGCCGACCUCAAGUACUGCUGCAGCGAGCCGGGCAGCUACUUCCCCUACAAGCACAGCUAUAUGUGGAGCCUCAGCAUCGGUGCCCUGGUUGGCCUGGGAACUGCUGCCCUUGUUCUACUUGCCUUUGUCAUCAGCGUCUGUGUCCUUUGCUACUUAUUUCUGUAUACAAAGCCCCGAAGAUUAGACACUGGCCUUAAACUUCAACACCUAGAGGCUUCUGCCACUCAAGAAGGCAACCCAAACAGGAAAGCCAAUGCCCCCAAUUCAAAUGCAGCAUCAAAUUCGACAAUUGAAACAUCCUAUGAAGCUGAUGACAUGAAUCAAGAGCCACGGAUGGAGAUGACACAAAUCAGCACUGUGUAUUAUUAAAAAGCCUGUGCUGUAAAAGCUCACUGGAGGAACAGAGCAAAUAAAAAUAAAGAAUGCAUUUCAAAUACA